Molecule: messenger RNA, 3042 nt
Organism: Cherax quadricarinatus
Lineage: Eukaryota; Metazoa; Arthropoda; Malacostraca; Decapoda; Parastacidae
Biological process (GO): hemocyte migration
Cellular component (GO): membrane
Molecular function (GO): growth factor activity
Source: RefSeq, a predicted model, not a curated record
GAGUUGGUCCAGUUAUGUAGCACAAGUCGUGCACUCUCUAAAUAACUUACAGUCUGUAAAGAAUCUUUGUCUAAAACCUCUGUUUAGCGAACUACCUGUAAAUACACUGUUGGAUUUUGUUUAGGUAGGUAGACAGUUGUUUGAGAUACAUCUGGUGUUUGAGGUACCACAUUAGACUCGAGAAGUGAAACAUACAGUUCCGUACCCAUACUAUUGACACGCGUCUACCCACUAUGAUGCCCAGCGUGGUGGUGUGGGCGUGCCUAGCCACUACUGUGGUGACGGCUGUUCUGGGAGCUUCCAGACACCACCACAGCGGCCAACUAACAACAAGGAGUGGCCUCGACGACCUGUUGGAUCGUUUAGACUCGUCCAUACAGAAGAAGAACAAGAGGCUACAGCGGGGACUACCAACCACCUUCCAGUACCGCACGGAUCGUGGGGCAGAGGAAGAGGAGGACGAGAACACUCCCAUUAUGAGCCAACAUGGCUCCUUCGAGGAACAAUCCACCCACACUGAAGACAUCAAUGACUUCGUCAACACCGCCCCCUGGACCAGACGCCAGCACGAACCCCGACCCAAGCUUGCCAAAGGCGACCUACACAUCUUCAAGCUAGCCUCACAGUACGCCCGCUGGGUCACCACGAACGGCAAGUGCCAGACACCACUGCGCCGAUGCGUUGAAGUGACUUCCCAGGACCAGCAGAGUGCCACGCUCAGGUACUGGCCCCGCUGUGCUCUGUUGCACCGCUGUGGUGAAGACGCUGGCUGCUGCAACUCGGCUGAUAUGACCUGCGCCACAGCAGACUCUGAGAAAGUCAACCUCUACUUCUAUGUCUUUGACUCCGGCCGUGCUGGUGUGCAGGUGUUAACCUUCAAUAACGACACUCGUUGUGCCUGCCAACCACGAUCUGUGUUAUCCACGCCUAAUACCAUCACUCAGGAGUGCAAGUGCCCUCGACACUUCUCACUUUACCUUCGAGAUGGUCAGUGCUCCUGUGAUUGUGACGAUGGUAAUAACAAGUGUCGUCGCCUUAAAAAGGGUCGUCGCUACUUCACCAAUGCUGAUGUCAGCUGUGUGACCAGCGGGGUGUGUACAGAACCUACAUGCGAGUAUGGGCCCUUUCUCCUCCAGCAGAAGCGCUGCUCCAAGCGCAGAGAGAGGGAACACAAUUCUACGCACAGGAAAUAAGUGUCGCCUCUCUUACUCUCCCAACUUAUAAGUUGGAGAUCAGAUGCAAGAUAGCAGCAGCAGAAUAAACAACAAUGAAAACAGCAAGAUAAAUUGCAAUGGAAAUAAACUCUAGUGAACAUUACCCAAAUAUCUGCCUUCAAAUGUGCUAUAUCCGUGAUAUAAGCACAUUUGGACGAAUAAUCAGAAAGAUAAACAUAAUAUUUUAACCUUAACUGAGGUCAUCUAUGCAGAAGAGGGCCUCAAAUGCACGCCGAAAUAUUUAGUUUGUCUCUCCUAUUAUUUUUCCAAAGAGUGAGCUUACAUUGCUCAGCGCAUUACUGCAAUGUCUUCUCAUAUUUUAUAUGUUUAUUACUGUUCUGAAAAACUUAAAUACAAUUUUACAAGAUAUGCAGUAACAUCCUGGAAUUGCCAUACUGAUUACUGUAAUGUCAUAGGAAUACAAAAUAUCCUUAGUAAAAACAAUCAAAGGUUACUCGAAGUACUGAAAUUGUAAUUAUCAUCGGAUAAAUUUCUAGCAUUUCGAAAGUGAACUGAAGCAAAAUUUACCAACAGAUUUUCUAUUUAUUCAAGAAGACGGUAAAGGAGAGUUUCUAGAUGUUUACUUCUUUUAAACUCAGGAAUGUUAAGUAUAGUGUAGAAAUUAAGAAGUUGUGCCAAUGGCAAUUUCUUCUCACUGUUCACACUAUACAUUAUGUACUCAUUCUAUGAUUCUUUAAUGAAGGUAAUAGUCCCAACUGCUAAUUCCCUUAGUUGACAAAUUCGCACACCAACCAAUGGAGUACUUAAAAACCCAAUAAAUUUGUCAUUCCUCCAUUCUGUAGUUAAGAACAUUUGCAAAAUAUAGCCAUUCUUUGUACUAGUGUUUUAUAUAGGACAGUGUUAUUUGUUACAAUCCACAGAUUUGUAAAGUUGGAACACCAGAUACACGACUCGUUCAGAAGUUCAUCCCACACCCCUUCCUUAUGUAUCAAAGCUUUCUCAGUGAAUAUAAGCUUUGUAGUACUCAGUAUACUGCUCAAAUGGGAUAGUGGAGCUUUACAUAUCAUGAUUACUGCAAAAACAAUCAAAAUAAUGACAUGCGUGUUUUAUCAGCUGUUGCUGCAUAUUCUACUGGUCUCACUUAUUUGUGGAAAGCCAAAUUAAGAGCAGGUAAUUAAUUUGUUUCAGUAAUGUAAAUAUACCUACUUGCUAUUUAGAAAUCACACACAAUACUUUCUUAAACAUCGCAAAAUGUCAGUGUGUUUUCUAAGCCAGACAGAAUCCACUUAUAGAUAGGCAACUCAGGAACCAUGUAGUUAUUGUACCAGAGCUGUCAACUACGGAGAUUCAAAUACAACAACGGGGAUCUUAACAGUCUAGUAAUCCUAGAAUUGCUAGUGAUCCUAGCAUUACUUGCAAUUCUAAAAUUGCUAAAGAAUUACUAGUUAUAUACUGUUAUUGUAAAUUUUUAACACAUUCUACAAGUUGUGUUGUACUGUACAGAAUUCUGAACUAAAAUACUCUUAACUGUGGUAAAAAAAUAAAAGUUCCGUAGCCGAACUGAAUCUGAGUGUUGGUUAUAGAAUUGGAAAAAGUGGAAUAAGUUAGAUAUAUUUUUAAUGAACUUUGCUCAACAGUAAUGUAUAUGGAGGCUAGCCAAGGUAAACUGGUAUUUGAGUGUUUCGUCUUAUGCAAAUGAGAAUUAAUAUUUCUUGCUUUACUCACUUUGUGAAAUAUUCAGGCAGCAUUUUUGUGUGUGUCUGUGUGUAUGUGUGGUGUGUGUGUGUGUGUGUGUGUGUAAACUUGACUAGAGAGAUUAAGCCCUGUAGCCUCACCUUGUCACCAAUACCUGAUUAAGUACUGUAAU